Molecule: messenger RNA, 9256 nt
Organism: Podarcis lilfordi (Lilford's wall lizard)
Lineage: Eukaryota; Metazoa; Chordata; Lepidosauria; Squamata; Lacertidae
Source: the annotation of a GenBank genome assembly
AUGGCAACCGCCGCUCUGGGGCCCUGGCGGCUUCUUCUCCCUUCAACUCCUCUCUGUUCUCACUGUUCUCAGAACAAUGAGCUUUGUGGGUUCUUUGGAAUGGUCUGGCGGUUGGUGGACUGGGCUUCCGAUCUGGGACUCUGCGGUCCAGAGCGGCUGCAGGUGAGCCUCCCUCAGGUGGGCAGCAGGUGGGUGGCCCUCCCAAAGGAGGUAAAAAUUGGCAAAGAAAGGGGUGGAAACCCAGAGGUGCAGGGUGACCCAGGUGCUUUGGGGGGGGGGUCUUCAGUCCCGGCGGUUUAUUCACAGCUGAAUUGGUUUCACUUUGUUUCCUUUCCGGGGGGCAGAGGAGUUGGUGACAGGUUACAGGUCUCUUGCAUCUUGCGCAUGAGUUAUGUUCUGGGGUGGCACACGUAACACAGAAGUGCGCAGUUGUGCCACCCCAUUCGAACUGCUCCUGCAACAUAGAGGUGCUGUGUGGAAUGAGUUUCUUGCCACCGCCGCCCCCCCAAAAAACCCUACAAGGUUAAAACCUCUUUUUCUCAGCGUCUUUGCAGCACAAAAGAGCUUUUAAGCUCUCUGCCAUCCGUGUUUUUAAUGCCCACGAUUUAAACCAGCUGUCAGCUGUGUCAAGUUGAAAUCGUGCAGGUGAACGGCCGUCAGCUGAGGAUUCUGGGUGCGGUUUCUCGUAAGAACUUAUUUCUUCUUGUCUUUCGUUUGCGAUCCCCACUCAGGCGCUUCCAGUUCCGACCAGCAAGCGGACACAGCCGGACGCCUGGGUUCCCUCUCCGGGCCUGAGGUUGAGCUGUCACGCCAGGGACACCCGGCCCCCUGCUGGCUGCUCUGCUUCUGUUUUCCUGCCAUUGAAGUCCUUGGCCCCCAUCCUGUCAAAUGUUCUUCUUGCAGAGAUAAGGCUGGCAGCAGCUGGAGGAUCUUUUCACCACCCGUGGGGAAAUUUCCCUCUUCUCCCAGACUUUCCCUAACCUUCUCUUAUUUAUUUCCUCGAUUGUACCUUUGGUCUAAGGAGGUCCGUGAGGUGUGUCUGGCUCUCCGUUUCCUCACUGAAUCCCCAGAACACCCCUGCAAGGUAGGUGAGGCGGAGAGUUAGGGAUGUUGGGAUACUGCCAGGGAGAUAAAGUCCAUCAUGGCCCCCAAGCCGGCUGCCGGACGAUCCAUCGAUCUCCCGUAGUCACGCAGUAUCAGCAAUUAGUGACAUGAGCUUUCAGAAAUAGCUUGCUACAUUCCAGAGCUCAUGCACACUCUAUCAGCAGAUAAUUCACAGCAGAAGUUGCACUCAGGAGAGCAUUAUUUACAAGUUUAUUCAGCGUUGGUCAGAACAAAGAAAAACAUGACUGCCUGCAUCAGUGUCUCCAGACACAGAGAGAAAACGAAAGCAAUAGAAAACAUAAACAUCCUGUGAACAGGAAAUGCGCAGACUCUGUGACUCACAAAGCCUGCUCCCUUUUAAGGUGGAACGGAAAUAUCCUAACAAGGGACUGGCCCAAGGUCACUCACUGAGCUUCCUGGCUGAGUGGGGACUCAAACCCUGGUCUUCCAGGUCAGAGUCUGACACUCUAACUCAGGGGUCAGCAACCUAAGGCCCAUGGGCCGGAAGCAGCCAGUGGAGGUCGUUUGACCAGCCCACAAGCCGCCCCCAAACUGAGAUGCCCGCUCAUGCACUGCGCUAAACUGGUGCAGUGCGGUGCAGGGAAUUGCUUCCGCGGCACCAAAAAUUGAAUCUGCACAGACGCAGGUGCCCAAAAUUGCAUCUGUGCAUGUGCAGACGCCAAAAACCACAGGCGCACGCACAAUCCAGCCCACGGAGGAAUUUCCGCGGGACCGAUCCGGCCCAGGCAAGAUAAACCUUGCUGACCCCUGCUCUAACCAUUAUGCCUCACAGCCUCUCCCUCCAUAUUGGUUCCUGGUAUCUUCAGCCAUGAUGGCGACUGUUGAUGCUUAUCUUAUUGCCAGUUGCUACACGCUUUCACUGCAUGAGCCGCUUUCCUUUUCUAAUUGAAAAGCAGCGCAGAAAUUUUUAAUUAAUGUAAUUAAUUAAAUUCCUGCCUUGCAUCACGAGGAUCAGACAAAUCCGUGGAGGAGGAGAGGGCUGUGGAUGGCUGCUAGCCAGAAGGCCUCUGCUCUGCAAUGCUUCCGAAUCCCAGUUGCUGGAAACUACAGGAGGGGAGAGGGGUCCCAUGUGCGAAUCCUGCUUGCGGGUUUCCUAUUGGGGCAUCUGGUCAGCCACUGUGAGAUCAGGGUGCUGGACACGAUCCCCCCCCUUUGGCCUGAUCCUGCUGCUGGUGGUCUCUUCUCCUGCUAUUCAAUCCGUACUCCAUUGAUGGGAGUCCAUGUGGCAGAGGCAAGAGGCGGCCAGAACCCCCAUCAGGGACCCUACAGAGCUGUGAUCCCCUUUGCCCAAAGCUGGAAAGGGCCCAGAACUCAUAGAACAUCCUAUGGUGUGUGCAGAAGCCCCCAGAUUCCUCCAGGGCAUCUUUGGCUCCUUGCAGAUCCUGGGAAUCUGCUGCCACUCCCCCACCCCCAGAGUAGGUGUCCCAGGCUGGGUGGACCAAUGGUGUGAGCUGUGGGGAACCGGCUACCUAAGCUACGCCAGCCUGCAGGCAGGGCCCUUCACCUUGUCCCUGCAGCCCAUGCCAGCCUCAGGCGCUGAGUAUCAUUUCCUCCCAGAGCUGGUGCUGGGACCCAGAGCUUCCCUCCCAUUUCCUUCCCUCCCAGAACUGAAAAACCAAGGAGGAUCCUUCCUUUCUCACCCCAGUCCCCCUGCACCCCUUUCGGGGAUCAGGGAGGGCAAGGGCACGGGAGCGUUUGUUGGCACCAGCGCCGUUCCUGAGGACCAGGCGCAGAGCUGUUCCUUGCUCCCCCCCCCCAUCUCAAGAAAUGACUCUGAGAGGUGCGUUCCGUUUUCCCCGCAGAAAAUGACGUCCCGCGUGACCCUGGCGAAGUCCCGGGCGGAGAGGUCGCGCCCGCCCACGGUGCCCGUCCCCCAGGUGGAGAUCGUCCCGGGGCGCCUGACGGAAGGAGACUGGUUCUCCCUGCUGGGCUUUGAGGAAGCCGAGGAUCACGUGGGCGACAUCCUGGCAGGGCUGAUGGAUCAGGUCCUGGAGGAGUGCUUCAAGGUCUAUUUGGAGAGGCAGGUGAGUCGUUCUUUGGGCAGCGCUGCCUUCCAGGGUGAGGAGGCUGCAUGCCAGAAGCCCUUUGGUUUCAGACUCCAGGCCCCUCACCUUCUAGGAAAGAGAGGAGGGCUGAGCAGCGUCAGAAACUCAGAUAUAGAAGCUAGCAGGCAUUUGGGGGCAAGUGUUGUUUUUCAAGUGAUGGCCUGUGUGAUUGAUUCUCUUCUGCUUUAUUUCUCAGUGAUGGCCCACUUUGUCCAGCUGGGUUCACCUUCAGAGAAAGCAGUACUGUUGCUGCUGUUUCUGUUCUUAAUAGGUCAUAUAUAUAUGUAGUUUCAAUGCCAUUUGCAUUUUUAUUUUUAUAUUUUUAUAUUUAUUUAUUUAUACCCUGCCCUCCCCAGCCAGAGCCUGCCUCAGGGCAGAUAACACCAGUAAAAUUACAGUAAAAACAUAAUAGGGAAAAAAACCCAAUUUAAAAUACAGGUUAAAAUGCAAUUUAAAAUGCAGCCUCAUUUUAAUAGUAGCCCAUAGAUCAAAACCGUAAGGGGAGGGAAACAUAAGGGUCAGACUGAGUCCAAGCCAAAGGCCAGGCGGAACAGCUCUGUCUUGCAGGCCCUGUGGAAAGAUGUCAAGUCCCGCAGGGCCCUGGUCUCUUGGGACACAGCGUCCCACCAAGUCGGGGCCAGUACUGAAAAGGCCCUGGCCCUAGUUGAGACCAAUCGAACCACCUUGUGACUUGGGACCUCCAAAGUGUUGUCAUUUGUGGACCUUGAGGCUCUCCGUGGGGCAUACCAGGAGAGGCGGUCCUGUAGGUACAAGGGUCCUAGGCCACAUAGAGCUUUAAAGGUCAAAACCAGCACCUUAAACAUGACCCUGUACUCUACCAGGAGCUUCCUAAUGAUUAUCAUUCUAUGCUUUUAGCUUUUUCUCUCACUUUCUCUUUAAGCCACCCUGAAAAACACAAGAUAAAUAUAAAGAUAAAUGGAUGGUCACCUGUCAUGUGUGAUCUGGUGGAGAUUCCUGCAUUGCAGGGGGUUGAACUAAAUGUCCGCAUGACUCGGGGUCCCUUCCAACUCCACCAUUCUGUGAUUCUAUCAAGAAUAAGAAUAAUUGGCACCUAACACAGCAUCUUAAAAAGCAGAAACAUCACCUUGCCGACAAAGGUCCGUAUAGUUAAAGCCAUGGUUUUCCCAGUAGUGAUGUAUGGAAGUGAGAGCUGGACCAUAAAGAAGGCUGAUCGCCGAAGAAUUGAUGCUUUUGAAUUCUGGUGCUGGAGGAGACUCUUGAGAGUCCCAUGGACUGCAAGAAGAUCCAGCCUCUCCAUUCUGAAGGAAAUCAGCCCUGAGUGCUCACUGGAAGGUCAGAUCCUGAAGCUGAGGCUCCAAGACUUUGGCCACCUCAGGAGAAGAGAAGACUCCCUGGAAAAGACCCUGAUGUUGGGGAAGAUGGAGGGCACAAGGAGAAGGGGACGACAGAGGACGAGAUGGUGGGACAGUGUUCUCGAAGCUACAAACAUGAGUUUGACCAAACUGCGGGAGGCAGUGGAAGACAGGAGGGCCUGGCGUGCUCUGGUCCAGGGGGUCACGAAGAGGCGGACAUGACUAAAUGACUAAACAACAACAACAAUAUGUUUCGUUUCUUAGCCCAGCCGUUGCAAACAGCUUGGAAUCAGAGAACUGCAGAGUUGGAGGGGUCCCCCGAGGGCCAUCUAGUCCAGCCCGCUGCAAUGCAGGAAUCCCAGCAUUUUUUGCAGGCACCGAAAGGGAUAGGCUGAAGGUGUCCAUCCCGUAUCAAGGAGCCUGACGGCCUGGCCUUUUGAAAGAGGCCAACCAGGUGUGCAUGUGCCACGGGUGCAAAUCUCGCCCCUCAGCCUCAGCUUCCUGCCUGCCCCUCUGACUCUGACGCUCAGAGCUGGGCUGUUUGUGGGAGAGCACAGUGUGUGUGUGUGUGUGUGUGUGUGUGUGUGUGUGUGUCUGUGUGUGUUUCUCUUUCUCUCCUUGGGGUUUCCAGACCGGCUGGGGGGGGUGGUGGUGAGGCCGUGAGCCUUGGAGGGGACCCUGCCAGACCCUCCCUCCCCAAUCUCCUGCUCACCCUCCGCUCUGCCCCCUCCCAGUGCAUCCCCUACGUCAUCACCCAGGCCCGGGACGCCAUGCUCCAGAUCAUCGAGUGGCGCUUCCUGGUGCGAGACGAGGGCGAGGCCGGGGUGCCCGCGGAGCCCACCUGGCAGGAGGACGAGGAGCCAGUUGCCGGCAUCACCGACUCCUGGGCCCAGGGCUCUGUGCCUGUGCUGCAAGCCAUGCCGCGCCCGGAGGAGCCAGAGGUAGGAGGGCAGUGAGGCUGGCACACCUGCCAGGCUGGCGCGGGAUGGCAUCGUCCUGCUGGGGCUGAUGAAUUCAAGAUCCUUCCAAUAACGCUGGGGGGGGGGGUGAUCAGGGAGGCAUCCAGAGGAGGGCUGGGUGGACCAGGGGCCCCAGAGGACAGAUCCUGCCAGGAGGGCAGAAGGGACAGGGGGUGCUUGGCCCGCAGAGAAGGCCUCAGCUGGGUGGUAUAUCGAUAUAUUGUCCAAAACCAUAUCAUGACCUCCAGUUUCAUCAUUUUUGACCUACACCUUGGCUCCCAAACGCCGCAGACCCGGAAGUGACUGUUCCGGUUUGCAAACGUUCUUUGGAACGUCCGACAGGGCUUCCGCGGCUUCUGAUUGGCUGCAGGAGCUUUCUGCAGCCAAUCGGAAGCCGCGCCUUGGUUUCCGAACGUUAAAUGGACUUCUGGAACAGAUUCCGUUCGACUUCCGAGGUACAACUGUAUUGCAAAUCAUGCUGCAUGUGCGCUACCCAAAAAUCACAGUGCAGGAAAUAGCAGGAAUACAGCCAGAGCCUCUGCGUAGCUCCAUCCUUGUGUCAGACAUUGUGAUAGAUCAGUAUAUUGCAGUGUUCAGCUGGUGAUAUAAUUGAAAACCAAUUUUGCCCCUCCCUAGCUCACGAUGGGCUUAGUUCCUAGCAGGUUGAAGGUCUCCCUGGGAUGUUGCGGCAAAUGUGGCAUGGCAGCAUCAUGCUGCAGUUUCCCUGCUGCUCUCGUGAGGUGUUGCGUCCUCCAGGGAGGGCCGUAGCUCCGUGGUGGAGCUGAAGGCUUUGGGUUCAGGCCCCAGAGGCAGCAUCUCUGGUUAGGGCUGGGAGAAACUCCCUGCCAAAUACUGCGCAAGAUGGACUCCGUACCCCUGGCCUGGAAGCCGCAGUUCCUCCUGCCCUGGAGGCUGGUGUAGUGAGCAGGUGGCCUUGGCUGUAAAAGAGCCGCAAGUUACCUUGUUCACCUCCUCCUGGACCGACAGCGUUCUGGCAGUGGCACAAGCCUUGAAAAUCCCUCCCCGUUUGGCACAGCCCUCCGGCAAAGUCCACGCUUUGCCCUUUCACCUGAACUGCCCCCAUCCCUCUGCAGUUUUGCAGUUUGCCAACCCCGGACAGAGCAGUCAGGUUGGGAAGGUCCCCUGCCUGACUCCCCGGAGAGCCUCUUGCCUAGAAAUAUGGAACCAAUGUCUCCCCCGCAAACACCGGGAUUUGUCUCCUCUUCACUACGAGGACUUGGAAUAGUAGCUUGUAAUAAUAAUAAUAAUAUAAUAAUAAUAAUUUAUGAUUUAUCCCCGUCCCAUCUGGUUGGGUUUCCCCAGACACUCUGGGCAGCUUCCAACAGAAUAUUAAAAUACAAUCGUCUAUUAAACAUUAAAAGUUCCCCUAAACAGGGCUGCCUUCAGGUGUCUUCUAAAAGUUUGGUAGUUAUAUUUCUCUUUGACAUCUGGUGGGAGGGCAUUCCACAGGGCGGGUGCCACCACCGAGAAGGCCCUCUGCCUGGUUCUCUGUAACUUGGCUUCUUGCAGGGAGGGAACCGCCAGAAGGCCCUCAGAACUGGACCUCAGUGUCCGGGUAGAUGUCCUGAUUCUGCUCUUCAUACCCCCAGUUUUGAGGCUAACCUUAGAGUCACAGAACCAUAGAGUUGAAAGAGUUCCCUGAGAGUCAUCAAGUUCAGCCCCCUGCAGUGCAGGAAUCUCGGCUCAAGCAUCCCUGACCUCGGCUUAAAACCCCCAAGGAAGGAAAGUCCACCAUCUCCCAAGGGAGACUGUUUCACUGUCAAAACAGCUCUGCUACCAUAGCAGCAAAGCCUAGUCUUUCAAAACAUUGCAAAAAAAAAACUCAACCCCAUGAAUUUUUUUAUUUUAUGUUGUAAAAUGCCCUGUUGUUUCUCGAGGAAGGGCGGUGUAUAGAAAUUAAUAAAUAAUAAUGAUAUUAUAACCAGUCAGCUUCUCCCACCCAGUCCAACAGGCUGGCUUCUAGCCCCUUGGCUUGUGUUCUUAAAUGUUUUUAAUUGGUUUUUCAAAAGGAACAUGAGACUACAGCACCCCUUAGUAAGCAACUUCCCCUCCUCACCCAAUUUCCCCAAACCAGAGGGUCCUAUGGAGAAGCAUUUUUCCAAGGUUCAAAUGCAACUCUGGUGGAUGCCAUUGUAAUGGACAUAGUGCUAUGAAACUGUCUCUUCCCAGCUUAAGGCUUUAACUUCCUUGGUCCGUUUCCCUGAAAGCUUUUUUCUCCAAUGCGACCUUUGCGAGUGUUCCAGAGAUUUCCAGUUUGGGCCAACAAGUUCUCGGGCGUUUCCUGAAAGAAGAGCGAUCGGUGCUUCUUAUCUCAGAUGGACAUUGUCAUUUUUAAAGGUCACUAACAAUGUUCAAGGGACAUGGGUGGCGCUGUGGUCUAAACCACAGAACCUAGGGCUUGCUGAUCAGAAGGUCAGCGGUUCGAAUCCCCACGAUGGGGUGAGCUCCUGUUGUUCGGUCCCAGCUCCUGCCAACCUAGCAGUUUGAGAGCACACUAGUGCAAGUAGAUAAAUAGGUACCGCUCUGGCGGAAAGGUAAACAGCGUUUCCGUGCGCUGCUCUGGUUUGCCAGAAGCGGCUUAGUCAUGCUGGCCACAUGACCCGGAAGCUGUUGGCGGACAAAUGCCAGCCCCCUUGGCCUAUAGAGCGAGAUAAGCACACAACCCCAGAGUCGUCCACGACUGGACCUAACGGUCAGGGGUACCUUUACCUAACAAUGUUCAAAUUUUGGGGUGCUGAUCUUCUGGUCCGUCGGCUGACCUGGCCAACGUCUCUCCUCCAGGUUCCCAGACUCCCAGAGGAAGUUCCUCAACUCCCGGAGGAGUCCCCCAUUGCCAAAGAGGAGCCCGCAGGGCCCUCCGAUAUUGCUGCUCAGGGCUUCCCCCAGGGGACCCCCAGGUGGGAGGCAGAGAAGCUGGCCCAGGAGUCCUUGAAGGAGGUGCGGCCUGCCAGGUCCCGCAGCAGCAAGGUGGUGCUGAAGUCCGGAACCCACCUGGUGUCCAUCGCCCCCCUGCCGUCCCCCCUGCCAUCCUGCAAGAGCAGGCUGGGCCCCCAGGCCUACUACGGGCCCCUGCAGGCGUCCCGGCUGAGCGACAUCGUGAAGCCGCUGGCCGGCUCCGGAGAAGGAGCUGCUCCUGCGCCAGCUCUCCCUGAUGCCCGUGGAGGAGGCCUCGCGCCCGUGCCUCCUGCCGCUCUCCUGCAGCAACCUGCUGCGGAUCCAGCUGGGCCGCCCGCCCAACAUCCGGGACGUCUUCUACGACCAGGCGGGCAACAUCACCGCCGCGCCGCGCCUGGAGCCGGCCAGCCUGCCCAAGCGCUGGGUCAAGCCCUCGGCCGAGGUGGUGGACCCGGAGGUGGAGUCACAGCAGCAGGAGGCCCUGAAGACCGUCUCGGGGCGCAGAGCCCACAAGCUGCCCAGGGGCCCGGCCGAGAAGGGCAGUGCCCACGGCGAAAGGCUGCUGGGCGUGCGGAGGAGCCUGGCGGAGAAAGCCGCCCAGCCGCCCAGCCCGGCCGGAGGGGUCCUGCAGCCCACCAGCUUCGUCUUUGUCAGGCCCAACUUGCUGACCCAGACGGUGCAGCUGGCCACGGGGGUGACCCUCCGGUGUGUGGGUGGCGUCCGGGAAAAGGUCUCUCCCCAUGCGCACCAGGAGGAGGCCAAGGAGGGGCCGGGGAACCUGCACCCCAUGUGCCUUCGGGUGCCCACCCCCAGCCGACAGCACAUCCUCCAGCAGCCCAAGCCUCUGCCCCGCUUGCGCCCGGGAGCUGCCCUCUGA